Molecule: messenger RNA, 731 nt
Organism: Venturia canescens
Lineage: Eukaryota; Metazoa; Arthropoda; Insecta; Hymenoptera; Ichneumonidae
Exons: 3
Coding region: 330-632 (100 amino acids)
Source: RefSeq, a predicted model, not a curated record
AAGAGAAAGAUGAAGGAUUACGAGAAAAAAUUCAUAGAAUGUUAUGGAAGAUGUCCAAACGCCAAUGAAAUGCCACGAUUUACAUACAAGUCGGUAAGAAAGAUAAAGAAAACAAGAUUCAUAUUGAAAAACAGAACGUAAUAAAGAGAGGUUAUACAAGUAUGAUUCGCAGCUGCGUUUCUUAAUGGAAAAUUGAAGUGGAUAGCUACACACGUAAAUGAGAUUAAAAAAUUUGUAUAACAAAACAGUCGUAAGUCGAUGAAAAUAAUGAGGAGCCAACAACGAGCUAUCAAAGGAGAAAGUCAAAUGAGAGGGAAACAUCGUUCGAAAUGAGCCAUGGAUCGCAAAGGAUGAACGAAGACAACUGGAACGUCGAAGAAACUGACAAAUGCAGUGAAUCUCGAGACGAUGGACCGAAUGACGAUGUACAUAACAUCAGCGAUGGGAAUGAAAUGGAGACAUCUCAAUCAUUAUGCAUGGAUGUUGAAGGAAGAAAUCCAAACGACCCGAAAUUACAAGGGAUCGAAGAACGAUGUCAUAGGAAACUGAGAAAAAUCAAGUGCGAACGAGGAGGUCUAUCUUCCCUUUUGACAACGAGGAAUCAAACGAGAACGAGUCUUUAUUCCAAUUAGAUGAAUUGUCUUCUGGAUUUAAUCGUGGUUCUCGCAACGACGACGAAUUAAUUGACGCUGAAAACUCAAAUAUCGAACGAGACGACGGAUACAAUCGAU